AUGCCACAUUCCCAUCUCCCAGGCAGCAAGCCGUCCAGCAUCCUGCUCCACACAGCGCUAAUGGGCAGUCUCCUCCUGGGUCGAGGAGUCGACUAUACGACCGGGAUGCAUCGGCGCGGUUCACCAUACAAGAAGGAGAGCUACUCCAAUUUUAUGUCGAGAAACUGGGUCCAUGGCCUAGCAUUACGGUGCUCUUUGCUCCUAUACGCCAUCUUGGCCUGCUCGGCGCGCCUCAUCAGACUCCUACAAAAGGAUCGGCACCGACCGGACCUGGAAGAGGAUGAGGGCAAAUUCUAUCAGCAAUGUCUCCAGCGGCUCAUUCCCAUUCUCGAUGUGGAGAGUACCGAAGUGCACGACGAUGCAGUGCUCGCGACCAUCGGGAUCCUACGCAUGUCGGAGCAGUACGACGAAUACGACACCGACCAGCAAUUCCAUCUCGUGCCAGGGGCCUUCUCACGCGCCGGUACCCUGGAAUCGGCGAGCACCCUGCUGGGUGGCUUGCGAGAAGCCACUUUCUUCUCCUACGUCCGCGCCGACAUUCGCAUGGCCAUCUUGGGCCAACGAGGGACAAGGCUUCAGCUAGACUUGUGGCCGUUCGACAAUGGUUGCCCGAGCAGCGAUGCCGACUGGACGCAUAGGAUGACCUGGCUCCUUGUGCACGCGAUCAAUCUACUUUAUGCUCCCAGUUCGCCCGGUUCAUUCACCCACGAGAAAUUAGCCAGGCUUGUGGAUGAGUGGCAAAUGGGCAAACCGACCACAUUCAAACCGUACUUCUACGACUGGCCUGAUAGGGAAGCAUUCCCUACCGUGAAGCUACUCUGUCCCUGGCAUAUUGUUGGUCUUCAGUUUUACCAUGCUGCCAAAAUACUCCUCGCAGUUGCCGGACCCGGCAGCUCUCAGCUUCAAGAUUUGGUGGGAUACAGCAAACUCGUCGAGGGAGGGAUUCUCCUACACUCACGCAUGCUUUGCGCCAUCUCCUUCUCCAACGACCAUUUUGGCUGCCGCAUCAACGCGUCUCACCUGGUGGCGAUGGGUGCUCAGUUCUUCACGGGAAGAGAGGAACAAUGGCGCGCGCUGGACUAUUUCAACGUCCUCCAAACGACAAUGGCAUGGCCAAGCGAGAUUUGUCAGGACAUGCUGCGAAAAGCAUAUUCUACUCGCGCCGAGACAACCUCGUAUACGUUUUAG
Exophiala xenobiotica is the source of this 1188-nucleotide messenger RNA. RefSeq lists its product as uncharacterized. The transcript has 3 exons. Gene Ontology annotation, cellular component: nucleus. Bases 1 to 1188 code for a protein of 395 amino acids. Gene Ontology annotation, molecular function: DNA-binding transcription factor activity; transcription cis-regulatory region binding. NCBI's taxonomy places the organism in Eukaryota, Fungi, Ascomycota, Eurotiomycetes, Chaetothyriales, Herpotrichiellaceae. The record is from RefSeq and is a predicted model, not a curated record. Gene Ontology annotation, biological process: positive regulation of transcription by RNA polymerase II.